Daphnia magna is the source of this 4027-nucleotide messenger RNA. RefSeq names its product H(+)/Cl(-) exchange transporter 7 (gene ClC-b). Bases 107 to 2542 code for a protein of 811 amino acids. The transcript has 19 exons. The record is from RefSeq and is a predicted model, not a curated record. Gene Ontology annotation, molecular function: voltage-gated chloride channel activity. Gene Ontology annotation, biological process: chloride transport; transmembrane transport. Gene Ontology annotation, cellular component: lysosomal membrane; intracellular membrane-bounded organelle. NCBI's taxonomy places the organism in Eukaryota, Metazoa, Arthropoda, Branchiopoda, Diplostraca, Daphniidae.
UUCGUUUGAUCUGUGAUCAGCUUGCGUCUGGCAUUUGCCAUUCUCCCUAUUGCUGUCUGGCUGUUAAGAAAAAGUGGGUGUCUGAUGCACGUGUACGUGCUAAGAAAUGGAUACUGAAACUGAAACCUUAAUAAAUGGCAAGCGUUUGAAACCCAAUCAAGGUUUGCCCUCAAAUAGUGCUGAUGGUGCUAUAAUUUAUGAUUCGUCGCAUUUUCAGCUACGAAGUAGAGAUCGACAUGUUAGUUAUGGAAGCAUCAAUGGAGCAGUUCCUCUACUAGAAAAUAACCGAGAACCAGAAAUGCCUGGAAGGCAAAGUGUUACAUUUAGAAGACUUCCACCGGAAAUGCUAACCACACUUUCCUCACAAUUUGAAAGCUUAGAUUAUGAACCAUGGGAAAGUAGAGUAUUUAAAGAAGAAAAUUCAAGAAAAACUCCAUCUUCUCUAACAAAGCAAGGGGUCAUUAGAUGGGUUGUUGUAUUUUUUAUUGGAGUUUGUACUGCUCUAAUUGCCUGCACAAUUGACAUAUGUGUAGUUGAAAUCACAAAACUCAAAUAUGGAUUUUUAAAGAAAUAUAUUGACAAAUGUGUUACAGAAAAUUGUCUAUACAUUCCAUACCUACAAUGGUUGGGUAUCAGUUGUGGUUUUGCUUUUAUUGCUUCAUUGUUGGUCACAUAUGGUGAACCAGUGGCUGCAGGCAGUGGCAUUCCUUUAGUUAAAUGUUAUUUAAAUGGCAUUAAUGUACAUCGUUUACAUCGGCUGAAAACCCUGUUCGUCAAAGCAGCUGGCGUAACAUGCUCUGUGUUGGGUGGCUUAGCUGUAGGAAAGGAAGGUCCUAUGGUUCAUUCCGGCGCAGCUGUUGCCGCCGGUUUAUCACAAGGAAAAAGCACUUCUUUGGGCUUCGAUUUUGGUAUUUUAAAAGAGUUUCGUUGCGACCAAGAGAAGCGCGACUUCGUAACGGGAGGUGCUGCAGCUGGAGUUGCUGCAGCUUUUGGAGCACCAAUAGGUGGUGUGUUGUUCAGUCUGGAAGAAGGUUCUAGUUUUUGGAACCAAAACAUGACUUGGAGAAUUUUUUUUUGUUCAAUGGUAUCUGCGUUCACGUUGAACGUUGUUCUCAGCGCAUAUCAUGGCCAAAUAGGUCAGUUAGCAUAUGACGGAUUGCUCAAUUUCGGAAAGUUCCCAGAUAUUCCUUUUGCUUUGUUGGAAUUACCCAUUUUCAUAGGAAUGGGCAUCAUUGGAGGACUCAUUGGGGCACUUUUCAAUCAGAUGAAUUAUCAUAUAAGUGUUUUCCGCCGGCGAUUUAUAUUGAGCCGCUGGGCGAAAGUCUUGGAAGUAAUUGUUGUUUGCUCUGUCACCGUCACCACCGGCUUCGUAAUGAUUUAUUGUGUGAAUGAUUGCAAACCCCUUGGUGCUAAAGACGAUAUCGAUUUCCCAAUCCAGAUGUUUUGCGAAGACGGUCAGUUUAAUGCAGUAGCUGCUAUGUGGCUCCAAACGCCUGAAGCUAGCGUGCGUGCCCUGUUUCACGACCAACCAGGCACCCACAAUCCAUUGUCGGUAGGAUUAUUUUUUAUAACUUAUGUUUUCCUUGCGUGCUGGACGUAUGGACUCAGCAUUUCAAGCGGGAUCUUUAUUCCGGCCCUCCUCUCCGGUGCAGCUUGGGGUCGCCUGGUCGGCCUUGGUCUCUAUCGAUUAACCGAAGGAGCUGCAUGGGCAGAUCCUGGAAAGUACGCUUUGAUUGGUGCAGCUUCGCAGUUGGGCGGAAUAGCCAGAGUUACACUCUCAUUGGCUGUGAUUCUAAUCGAAACAACAGGAAAUCUCUCUCUCGGAUUAGGUCUUAUGCUGACCCUACUAACAGCUAAGCUAGUAGGAGAUUGCUUCAACGCGGGGAUAUACGACAUGAAUGUGCAGUUAGCUGGAUUGCCAAUGUUGCCAUGGUCAUCACCUCCUCUCUGCUACGGCACAGAGGCUCGCGACAUCAUGAGCAAGCCUGUUGUUGUUCUCAGGGAAGUCGAGCGUGUGUCUACUAUCCUCAGCGUGUUGGAAGAAACCUCCCAUCAAGGAUUCCCACUGAUAUUCGAAGAUCGGUUUGCUGGUCCACAAGGCAAGCAGAACAGCUUCGGGAUGUUGCGAGGAUUAAUCCUACGCAGCCAACUGAAAAUUUUGCUUAAAGAAAAAGCAUUCUGUACUUCGCCAACAGGAGGCACAUCUCAAACUCCUGUCCCUCUUGAGACAUUCCGUAUGUAUUAUCCACGCUACCCUACGUUCCAGGGUAUGCAUUUCACUGAGGAGGAACGUUCUUCAUAUUUGGAUUUACGUCCUUACUUGAAUCCGACGCCUUACACAGUCCCUAUGCAUGCGUCACUGCCUCGCACUUUCCAGCUCUUCCGAGCUCUAGGACUUCGGCACUUGAUCGUCACCGAUGAUAAUAAUGAGGUUGUUGGCAUGAUAACGCGCAAGACUUUGGCUCGUUAUCGAGCUCGAAUCUGCUGUGGAACAAUUGACUUUGUCGAACUUCCACUAGGCGGUCAUGGCGUCCAACUGUGAUCGCGAUAUUAAUUUUCUUUUGGCACCAAUAGGACUUCGAUCCCAACGCUUCCUUUAAACGAUAACGCGCACAAUUUGGUUCAUUGCGUAAUAGUUUAGUCCCCCGCCCUCCAUCCCCAACCUGUAUUGGAAAGUUCCCUCUAGUCCUUUUUAAAACAAACAUGUCAUUCCGAUCGUAAAGCUUAAAUGUGAUUUCAUCUCGAGCUUCUUUCUUUUUCGUUGAAAGUCGAGCGGGCACAGUCUGUUGUGUUUUUGUUUUGUUUUUUAUCGUCUUGUUUUCCCUCUUUUUUUGGUUGUUUUGUUUCGCAACCUUACAUUUUAGGUGGUAGUAGUAGAUUAAUAGUUUUAUCUUAGGUUGCUUUUGGUUUUGAAUAUUGGCCUUGAAUCAAAAAAGGUUCCCCAAUCCCAUCGAUGUCUUUCCGCCAACGGUCAUUCCAAGUAUUCUUCACGUUUGAUGACCAAAAAAUAGCCUUGUUGAGUUCCCCAUGAUGGAUUGCUAACGAUUUACUAUUUUAUAAGCCAAGUAGAUGUUAGCGUUCUUAAAUAAUAUACGCGAUGUUGCGUAGAAACCUUGAAUUCCUCUUUUGCUCUAGAUUUGGUCACCAUAGCAACCGGUACAUCGCAAAAUUAUUGUGGCAUGCAAGAUCAUCUGUUUUGCCUUACAAAAGGUAUUUCGCUCUUUUUGUUUUUCUUUUUGCUAGGAAUUGCCCGUCGCGUGAGACUGAGCGGAAUCAGGUCAGUAGGGGAUUUCCAGUUCCAGCCGGUUCAAGCCGCCGAAGCUCGAGCUUUUUGGAGUUAGACGGCCCCAAUGCACCAAGAAUACAACUCGUCUGUAGACCACUGCAGUUCCAGACCCAUUCACGUCCUAAUUCCAGUUAUUUUCUAAAGUAAUGAACGGAACGCGUCUGAGCCGUUUUCCUUGGGCAUUAGCAUAGCGGCAGAUUUCUGAACAAGAAACCACACAGCAACAAACGAAUGGAAACCAAGCGCAGCCAAUCAGAAAGCGACGCAGCGCGACACACCCUCUUUCAAACCAUUGUACAUGGACUUUGGUGGAUCCACGGCAAGCGACGAUCGCGGACGCAUAUAAACCGGGACGGGACUCCCUCUUGUCGUAAUAUUCAGGAAUUCCCAUCGUUGGCGAAGAAAUUUAAGCUGUUCAUCUGGUUUGCUUGCAUUCGCCUUGCAGUUGUUGUCCAAAUCCUCAGUUUUCCUGUCAAAAUUUGGGCUCCAGGUAGUCGACCAAUAACGUUGGCUUUCUCUCAGACAAGUGUAUUAUGGUCGUAAAACAAAACGAAUCGGCUGUCGCGCUCAACUGGCGAUUGUUUACUCCCGGCUGUUUUCGCCAGGCCCUUCACCGUCUCUUUGACGAUUUUCGGGAAAAACAAGAACAAAUCCAUUCCACGAAUACUGCGAUCCUUACCCAACUAACCGUAUUUGAUUCGUUUUUAAAUUAAAUCUACAUCCUUAUUUGGAAAAAAACAG